Messenger RNA from Leishmania braziliensis MHOM/BR/75/M2904, 1497 nucleotides. Its product is annotated as putative carboxypeptidase. Gene Ontology annotation, molecular function: metallocarboxypeptidase activity. Bases 1 to 1497 code for a protein of 498 amino acids. NCBI's taxonomy places the organism in Eukaryota, Euglenozoa, Kinetoplastea, Trypanosomatida, Trypanosomatidae. The record is from RefSeq and is a predicted model, not a curated record. The transcript has a single exon. Gene Ontology annotation, biological process: proteolysis.
AUGGAGGCGUACAAGAAGCUCGAGACGAUCUUUACGAAGAUCUAUCACCUGGACCACUUCCUCAGCCUGGGCCACUGGGACAUGAACACAAACAUGCCCCCCAAGGGCGAGGACGCGCGCGGCGAGGCGAUGGCGGUGCUGGGGGAGCUCCGCUUCAGCUUCAUAACGGCACCAGAGGUGAAGGACCUGAUUGAGAAUGCGACCAAGGGCAGUGGCGAACUGAAUACAGUGCAGUGCGCGAACUUGCGGGAGAUGACGCGUGCGUGGAAGAGCGCCACCGCCUUGUCGACUGAGUUCGUGGGCCGCAAGAUGCGCCUCACGACACGCGCGCACAGCGUGUGGCGCGACAGCCGCACCACAAACGACUUCAAAAAAUUCCUGCCGGUGCUGAAAGACCUGGUUGAGCUCGCCCGAGAGGAAGGUUCCUACCUUGCUGCCGGCACUUCCCUCUCUCCGUACGAGGCGCUCAUGAACCAGUAUGAGCCGGACAUCACGACCCAGAAGCUGGAUGAGGUGUAUGCAAGUGUGAAGUCAUGGCUGCCGCAGUUGCUGAAGGACAUUCUGCAGAAGCAGUCUGGCGACUCGGUGAUCGAGUACUCGCAGAAGUUUCCGCAGAACAAGCAGGAGGCACUCUGCAGGGAGUUCAUGAAGGUGUGGCGCUUCGACAUGGACGCCGGUCGUCUCGACGUCAGCCCCCACCCCUGCACGGAAAUGACAAAGGAGGACUGCCGAAUCACGACAAAUUAUGUCGAGGAGACGUUUGUGCAAAGCCUGUACGGCGUCAUCCACGAGGUUGGUCAUGGCAAGUACGAGCAGAAUUGUGGCCCGCGCGAGCUUAUUACGCAGCCGGUGUGCAACGCGCGCUCUCUUGGCAUACACGAAAGCCAGAGCCUCUUUGCAGAGUUUCAGAUAGGCCACGCGACGGCCUUCAUCGACUAUCUCACGACUCGCCUACCCGAGUUCUUCGAGGCACAGCCAGCUUUCUCGCAGGAGAACAUGCGCAAGGUUCUGCAGCGCGUGCAGCCUGGGUACAUUCGCAUCGAUGCCGACGAGGUGUGCUACUUGCUGCAUGUGAUCCUGCGUUACGAGAUCGAGCGUGACCUGAUGAUGGGCAAGAUGGAGGCGGACGAUGUGCCACGCGUGUGGAGCGAGAAGAUGCAGGCCUACCUGGGUCUCUCAACGACUGGCCGUGACGAUGUUGGGUGCCUCCAGGACGUGCACUGGUCCAUGGGCUCGUUCGGCUACUUUCCGACCUACUCACUUGGUGCCAUGUAUGCGGCACAGAUUAUGGCGAGCAUCCGAAAGGAGAUUGGUGACGACAAGGUGGAUCAGUGCCUGCGCACCGGUGAGCUCGAUUCCAUCCUGGAGAAGCAGAGGGAGAAGAUCUGGGACCACGGGUGCGUGUACAACACAGACGACCUGGUGCUGCGUGCGACGGGCGAAGUGCUAAACCCCGAGCACCUGCGCCGCCACCUGGAGGCGCGCUACCUAAAGUAG